AACAUGAGCCUCACCCGAUUAUGCAAGGUAUCCUGCUUAUAAUCCUCGGUAAUGUUCGCCUCAUCCUCUAUUACAUACACCUACUCGCGUAACCAACAAUAUCCACAGCGUAGGAUUCGUUUUUUAUUUUUUAAAACAUAGCAGCAGAGUAGAAAACAUCUCGUCGGUAUAAAUUUAAAUGAGUUUAAUUUAAAUCGUUUGAUUACGAAAUAUAUUCGCAUGAAAAUUCAUAGGAAACCCGCGCGGCAAGUAUGAAACAAAAUAUUUGGAGACUGUGUAUGAAUAUUAAACAUUCUUCUACUGGGUGUCUUUCUAAUUUAUGCACGUAAUUAUCGAGUUAAAAAUGAACACGUGUUGCGAAUCGCACUGAAACAAAGUCAAUUUUUAAUAAAAAAAAAGGCUUCGACCAGGUUUCGCGUUCAGGGACCGAUUUACGAACAGAUUAGAAGCGUUUUGUUGAUAUUCAUGUGUAGAAUAGGUCCGAUAAGGAAAGAUCAGGGGUCGGGACUGAUAAAGGUUGAUAAUGAGGCUCGAUCGGCGUAACUGGUCAGUUCCUACGGUGUCGUACGCGAGUAAACUACAAACUUCCUCGCACCGAUCCAUAUCGACAAUCAUAUUUCAGCCUUAUCAAGGCUAAUUACCAAAAAAAAAAAAAGAAAACACCACGAUGACAACGAGUCUCGCGUUCAUUCGUCAGUGUGACACGUACGAAUAGAAAUGUGUUCUCGCUACGAUAGUGAAAGGAUUGAAAAGUAUGAACAACGACGGAAAUCGUCGGGCUAGGAACUAUGGAUACGCGUUUGAUACUAUAGUGAUCGUGCCAUCUCCAGGUUCCAUAUGGGAUUAUCCAUAUUUGAAUCAGGUCAUCAGCAUGAUGGGCUUGGUCUACGGGACAGGACCGGAUUCUAAACAAGAUUUCCUCCCUCCCAACAGCCGAUUUCCACCGUCACACAUGGAGAGUCCGUCAAGGUGCGAGCUGACAAAGACCGAGGAUCAAAGCGCGGAUGAAACGGAACUUGGCGAGGUGAAGGUGUCACCUCCGACGAGUAGCGUCGCGACGUCGACGCCGGUACAACCCGGAAACAUCCCUUGCAGGAACGGUGGUUGCAAAAGUUGGGCAAAUCGCGGUGAAUCCCGGCUAGAAAGUCCUUGGCAUUAUCUGAAAACCGUCUUCCUCGUUACCGUGAUCGUCGCAUUGGUGAUCUGGGUGAUCGUUUACACCUUCCUUACACAGUAUCGGAUUUUGUAAACGAUUCGACGAACCUAGAGACUGAUUUCGAAAGCUAAAUAUUUCGAUAAUUUCACUUUCGCGAACGACACGAAUGAACUCGACACGAUGGUUCGAAUGACUGCAAGAGGCAAAUUUUGGUAUUGGAAAAAUUCUAUCCAGGAUAAAUCCGUCCUUUGAAAAUUAAAUGGUUAUGAGAAUCCGUUUAAUUUCUUGCAUUUCACUGGAAAUGCAAGAAACGAGUACUUUCUAUUCGUGAGAAUGAAGAGAUACAAGAGAAGGACACUAUUUUUUCCCAGUGUUGAAGGUGUAGACAGUGUAUAAAGAUACGUGACUUUUGUAAAGAUGUACAAAAGUAUUUUACAUCCAAAAAAUAAUGCAGGCUUUAACAAUCUUUUUUACAUUCCAAUACAUUAAUGCUAGUCUCUACUUUUUUUAAAAAUUUUUUUUUAUUCAAAUUGGAUACUAUAUAUCAGGACCGUAUUGUAAGACAAUGAAUAUAAUUGUAACAUUGUAUACGAGACAAGCUUUAUAUAAUUUGAAUUUUAUUCAAGAGGUAUUUUUCGAAACUGUAGUAUUGUUGAUUUUAUAACCAACACCUUACUUUUUUACUUUUUACCAAGUAUUUGUACAUAAUUAAAUAAAAUAUGGUUAAUUACUUGUACUAUA
Osmia bicornis bicornis is the source of this 1897-nucleotide messenger RNA. RefSeq lists its product as uncharacterized. The record is from RefSeq and is a predicted model, not a curated record. The transcript is spliced from 3 exons. Lineage: Eukaryota; Metazoa; Arthropoda; Insecta; Hymenoptera; Megachilidae. Bases 755 to 1249 code for a protein of 164 amino acids.